AAUGCAUUUCCACAGUGAGGACCUUUUGGUGUGUUUGAGCUGAAAACAGAUGCGGGAGCGCACUUCGCUGAAGGACACAGAUGUCGAGCAGACCGUGGACAUUGUGUCCGAGAUAAGAGCACCAAGUCCCCGCUGGACCAUGGGACUGACGGGGCUGCUGCUCGGGCUGCUGUGGUUCCGCUCUGCUCUGCUCUGUGCAGCAGGCUGCAGUGAGCGAGUGGAGGUCCAUACUGAGCGGAGGGGUGUGAUCUACAGCCCCUCGUGGCCUUUAAACUACCCCCCUGGUGUCAACUGCAGCUGGCAUAUCCAGGGCGCUCAGGGAGAGGUCCUUACCAUCAGUUUCCGUAACUUUGACGUAGCGGAGUCAGGGAAUUGUUUGGGAGACUGGCUCCUGCUGACACCAACGAGGAAUGGGGGGGAAGCCAGGCUGUGUGGCUCCAUGGUGCCGCCGCCCUUCAUCUCCACCAGGGGGCGUGUUUGGCUCUAUUUCCACUCUCAGGCCAACAGCUCGGGGCAAGCCCAGGGCUUUCGCCUGUCCUACAUCAGAGGUCACCUGGGUCAGAGCAGCUGUCAGUCCGAUGAGUUCCUGUGUGGGAAUGGGAAGUGUCUUCCUCGCUCCUGGAAGUGCAACGGUCAGGACGAAUGCGGCGAUGCCACAGACGAACGCAGCUGCUCCCCCCCUCCCACUGAGUCCCGGCCUGGCCCCUGCCCCUUUGGCUCCCUCCCGUGCACUGAGGCCCAGUCCACCCGCUGUCUGCCUGCCGCCCUGCGCUGCAACGGAGCCCGGGACUGUCCCGAUGGCACCGAUGAGCUGGGUUGCCCCGACACCACCUGUGGCAAACAUCUGGGGAACUUCUAUGGCUCCUUUGCUUCCCCAGAUUUUUUCCGGGCUAACAGGACCGCUGUGGCGGAGCUGAGGUGUUCGUGGUCGCUGGACACUCAGGACCCCAAGCCCAUCGUGCUGCAGCUGGACCUGCAGCUGGCACCCGGAGACUCGCUGCAUGUCUACGAUGGCCUGCUCCAGCAUGCUGAGCACCUCUUACAGGUGUUGUCGUAUCAUAACAACAGGCGCCCGGCGCUGCUGGAGUCCAGUCGGGGACAGAUGAGUGUUUUGUACAUGGCCCAGCCUCACAGCCCUGGACAUGGCUUCAACGCCACAUACCAGGUCAAAGGGUACUGUUUUCCCGGCGAGCGUCCCUGCGGCAGCGAUCAGGGCUGCUACUCUGAACGCCAACGCUGCGACGGCUACUGGCACUGCCCUUCGGGCCGCGACGAGGAGGCCUGCCCAACGUGCCCAGGCGGGGAGUUCCCCUGCGAGGGCGGUAAUGGAGUGUGCUACCCGGCCUCUGAGCGCUGCAACAACCAGAAGAGGUGCCCGGAUGGGUCGGACGAGAAGAACUGCUACGACUGCCAACCUGGAAACUUCCACUGUGGGACUAACCUGUGCAUCUUUGAGACGUGGCGUUGUGACGGCCAGGAGGACUGCUUAGACGGGAGCGAUGAGAGGGACUGCCUGGCAGCGGUGCCCAGGAAAGUGAUCACGGCCGCCCUGAUCGGCAGUCUGGUCUGUAGUCUCCUGCUAGUCAUUGCCCUCGGCUGUGCCCUCAAACUCCACUCCCUCAGGAACAGAGAGUACAGAGCUUUUGAGACUCAGAUGACUCGCAUGGAGGCCGAGUUUGUUCAAAGAGAAGCUCCCCCUUCGUAUGGUCAGUUAAUCGCCCAGGGUCUCAUCCCCCCGGUGGAGGAUUUCCCAGUGUACAACCCCACCCAGGCCUCCGUGUUGCAGAACCUGCGGUUGGCGAUGCGCAGACAGAUCAGACGUCACUCGACACGGCGCUCCACCACCUCGUCCUCUCGUCGGCGUCUCGGGCAGCUGUGGACUCGGCUGUUUCACGGUGCGGGGCGAACCAGAGGCCACGCCCUGCUGCUCGACUCCCCUGGACCCACACAGAUCACAUUGGGGCUCCACAGCUACCGAACUGUGGGUGUGCAGGGGACCCUGACAAGGGCCAGGUCUGGAGCUGGGCUGCGGGAUGACCCUGAUGUAAUGGGUAUGCCUGGCUCCUGCUGCUCAGCCACCAUGGACCUGCAGUCAUGCACGCCAGAGAGCCCUGCAUCCCCUCUCUCAUCGCAGUCAGUGGACAGUCCAGAGGAGGAGGAACUCUCCCCUGUCAGCAGGGGAAGCAGUAGGGCUCCACAGUCUGAGCCCCCCACCCCUGUUCAGAGUGACCCUUCAGCCCAGGAAGCCUCUGUGCCCCCUUGCCACACCCGGGCAUCUAGGAAACUAGUCCUGGAGCUCGCUGUUAACCUAAAGGGUGUUUCCUUGAGACGUUACUCCCCCUUGGGACCCUUGUCCCCCAUCUCACCCCCUGUGCUUCCCAGCAGCUCCCAGACAGCCCCAACCCACCCUCCCUCCCAGGGGCUGGAGGGGACUUCACCUCUCGAGCCCUUGUCUUCUUCUGUGAAAGCAGAGGACAGCAACAGCCACUUUACCGUGGAAGUGCCAAGCAGAGAAAUAAGAAGCAGGGAUGAGAGGAGGAGGGAGGGCAAGAGCAGGCUCUGCAGGUUCAGCAGGACCUUCAGUGAUGAGGGGGGAGAUUCAGGGAGGGAGACAACGCAGUGCUGAAGAGUUUAGGAAGAUACUCUCCUUCCCCUCACUCUGUUGAGACCUGGUGUCAGCAAUAUCUGCUCUGUCCGUUAAAGUGUCCUUUAAAUAUGUCCCGACCAGAUCCAGAGGUGAGACCCGUACCUUAGCCCACCACAAGGAGGAAGUACAUACAGUAUAUAAUUAGUUCCAUUCAACCAUUUGAGUGCAUACACAUCUGCAUAUGCACAAAAUGAUGCAUAUGCAAUUAAAACCAGCGUUGGCAGUGCUUAUGGUCUGUGUAAUACAGUAAAUCUCUUUGUCAAACAGGAGCUAAAUGUUGACCCCCACAGUUAAAUGCAAACAGACACCCUUGUUUAACGUGUUUGGUCAUAAACUCAUCAUGAGCCUGUUCCAGAAAAUCAAACUCUUUGGCCACCAGUACCAAUACAAUAUUGGCAACAUGAUCUUACAACGCCAAAGCAGCCUUUGUGUCGUUACCCAGAGCCAUUAUGCACCGCUAUACUGUGAACCAUAAAAGCCUGUUAAGUGAUCACAUAUUAAUUUACCUGAUUAAUGAUACUCUAGUGGGGGGGGGAGACAGGUCUAGUUAAAAACCAGACAGGUCCAGUUGUGGGUUGGUCAGUGAUGUCUUUUUAAUAGUUUUUGGACAAUAAUGGAUCUCUAUGGCGCAGAGGAAUAAGCUACAGUAUGUCAGGCAUCGGGGUAAUACAUUGACAAUUAAUACAAGGUUGGUUUUGGUGAUUUCAUGGGACUUGUUGACAAUAAGAAAAGUAUAAAAUAACACCAGACCUACCUUUUUACACACCUUUGAACCACAAAAGUUUGACAUUUUGGGGAAUACACUCAUUUGCUUUCUGGUGGAGGGUUAGAUUGGAAGAUUGAUACCAAUCUCAUAUCUGUCUGUAAAAUAUAAGGCUACACUCGGCAGCCAGUUAGUUUAGCCAAGCUUAGCUCAAAGACUGGAAACAGGCUCUGUCUGAAGGUAGCAAGUAAGCUUCAAAGGUGCUGGUGGGCAGAUCUGCUGGCUGUAGUCUUAUUUAUAAGGAUGUGGAAUAUGGGAGUGGUAUUCAUUUUCUCCUCUAACACUUAGCCAAAUUUUCUCCCCAAAAAGUCAAGCCAUUCCUUUAACAGUGCAGUGUCACUGAAUCAUUCAGCGGUUCAAUCAUGCCAAGCCUUUGUCAGUAUUUAUUCAAAAUAUAUACGCUUUGUUACCUGCGCUUUUCUUCUUCAAUGGCCCCUUUUAAACAUGAAGAACUUUUUCAUUAUGCUAAAGAAGUUGUAUCAAGUGGAUUUUUCAAUUCACCAUUUUUAACUUGAUAUAUCGUCAGUUUUAAAAAGCCAAACUUGGAUGGAGACUGAAGUAGUGUGUCCAAGUAUAAAGCCUGUAACUCUGCUCAGCCCUUAGUCCUCCUCAAAUCAAACCCAAAAUGUCCUCUUAAGGAAGCCUUUCCUGACUUGAAUGAACGUGACCGUGUCUCUGAUUUCUAUUCAGUGCAGUGAAGACUUUUUGAUUGUCAGGAAGAGAGGCUUCACUUCAGAAUAUUGAUUGUUUGUGGAGUACUGUUCAUCCCAGCGGUACCUGUGCUGUACUGCUGACUGCACACUGGUCACUGCAGACCCCUGGACUGCUGGUUUAUUCUACUCGAAAUUCAUAUCUAUGCUGUGGGAUUUUUCUAUGACAGGUUGUUGAAACAAAAGGCCUCUAUUUUUCUCCAGUCUUCAGUGGGGACCUGAACAAGUCCUACUUUAUAUUUAUCUCUCUUUAUUGAACUUGAGGGAACCUGAGCACCUGUGUCUCUGAUGUUUUUUGUAAAGCUCCCUAAUUGCUGUUGGACCUCUAAAGAAUGUAUCAUUUUCAUUGUUUACCCUCUUUUACUGCAGGAUGUGAUACUGGACAGAAAAAAGAUAUCAUGUGUAAGUAGGGAGAGUAUCAGGAAUGCUGGUUGAUUCUUAGCAUCAGUGUCAGGUUUCUGUUAUUCUUCCUUUAAGUGAGCUGAAUGCGUCAUGCUGCUAUCCUCAUGUGCUUCCUUCUUAUAGAAGUUUUGUCAUAAACAGCUGCUACAUGUUAUGUGCCAUUAGAGAUGUGUCCACAAGUAAUUCCUGCCUAAUGAUUUGAUGCGUUUCCAUUUCAAAUCAGUUUACUCAUUCCUAGCUUUACACAUUUGUGCUCUUUUUUUUCCUACCUUAUUUAAGUUGAAAGCCUGCCCGUCCGCAUUUGACUUUAGUUAAUUAGUUUAGAAAACAAUCCCAUAUCUGCAGAAUGUAUGUCCUUACUUGCUUUAUGGUGUACAGAAGUGUGUUAAAAUGCCUUAAUGGUUUUUCCUUGCUGUUGUAAAUAUCACGGACAGUUUCACAGCCCACAGUUGUGGUAUCCACAUUGGAAGAGAUUAGAUAUAUCUGUGUCUGGAUGCAUCUUUAAUUAUAUGACAUGGGAUUGGUGCAACCAACUGUUCUGGAGUUAUAGUGCACUACUGCAUCAGGAAUCUCUGGGAUUAUUAUAGCAGGGGAGUUAGGAAAAAUAAAAAUGAGUUUUUCAAUAACCUUAUUCCAGUGUAUUUACCUGUUUAUUUAAAUGAUAAUCUGUUAAAUUCUCGGUGAAAUCCAUUGCUUUGAUAGUUUUCAGACUGCAGCCAACCAAUUCUAGAGAAUGAUGUGGUAACAUAUUACAUUUGAAAUGUAAAGAGAGAUUGUCACAUUGACUGCUAAGGGGAUGUUUAAUUAUGUCAGCCCAGAUCAGGAGUUUCUGUAACACAAAUACACUGGAUCCAGGCCACUGGAAAGUAAAGUGCUACUGAAGAGGUAGUCUGAGAAUGGCAUACCCUGUCCUUGCUGUUUGAUUUUGAAGCUUCUUCCACGUCAAAGGCUGAAGAGCAUUUCUCUUAUUUAAAAAACUAUAUUUGUAUAUUUUGUGCUAAAAUAGAAAUGCCACCAUGCCAUUAUGGAGUUUGUUGAU
This is a messenger RNA of Perca flavescens (yellow perch), 5561 nucleotides long. It is a transcript of the gene lrp3, whose product is annotated as low density lipoprotein receptor-related protein 3. The coding region runs from base 50 to 2626 and encodes 858 amino acids. Gene Ontology annotation, cellular component: plasma membrane. Gene Ontology annotation, molecular function: protein binding. NCBI's taxonomy places the organism in Eukaryota, Metazoa, Chordata, Actinopteri, Perciformes, Percidae. The record is from RefSeq and is a predicted model, not a curated record. The transcript is spliced from 7 exons.